Molecule: messenger RNA, 3603 nt
Organism: Peronospora belbahrii
Lineage: Eukaryota; Oomycota; Peronosporomycetes; Peronosporales; Peronosporaceae
Source: the annotation of a GenBank genome assembly
AUGGAUGUACUUGCAUCCGUGAAAGGCCAUCGUACGUCUAAAUCUGGUGCCAAGGUAAAUAAAAAAAAGCGCAAAGCUUUUGAAAAGCAAGAAAAGGAACAGCCAUCGCUUGCUGAACAACGCAAGAAUUCCAAAGCUUUUGGUGUUGCAAAAGCUGGUCGAGCACGUAAAACCAUCCAGCGUAAUUUAGAUCGUGCACAUCGGAAGGAAUAUGUACCACAACUUGAUCGUAGUGAAGAAUUACCACCACCUAUCUCGGUUGUGGUCAUGGGUCCACCUGGUAGUGGUAAAAGUACUGUAAUACGGUCACUAGUAAAACGAUAUACACGGCAUAAUCUUGUCGAGGUGAAAGGACCAGUGACGGUUGUCAGUGGUAAAGACCGUCGUAUUACCUUUUUCGAGUGUCCUAAUGAUCUCAAUGCGAUGAUUGAUUUAUCUAAAAUUGCUGAUCUCGUGCUAUUGCUCGUGGAUGCAAGUUUUGGUUUUGAAAUGGAAACAUUCGAGUUCCUUAAUAUCCUUCAGGUGUCUGGUUUUCCCAAGGUAAUGGGUAUAUUGACUCAUUUGGAUACGUUUAAGAAGAACAAGAGUCUUCGAAAGACUAAAAAGAGACUGAAAGCACGGUUCUGGACAGAGAUUUAUCAAGGCGCAAAACUUUUUUAUUUCUCAGGUAUCUUUGCCAACAAGUUUCCAAAAGGCGAGAUUAACAAUUUAUCCUUGUAUAUCUCAAGAAUGAAGUUUCGACCACUUACAUGGCGCAAUUCACAUCCUUAUAUGCUUGCCGAUCGAUUUGAAGAUGUUACCAUACCUCAUGAAAUUCAAUGUAAUCCAAUGGUUGAUCGACGGGUGACAUUGUAUGGAUAUUUACGUGGUACGCACUUGAAACCUGGUAUGAAAAUGCAUAUUGCAGGUGCAGGUGAUUUCUAUAUGGACAAUAUCACGGCCAUGCCCGAUCCAUGCAAUAUACCGUCUAGUAAAAAAGGUGUCGAUGGUAUUGUCAAGAAAAAACAUUUGACUCAAAAAGACACGCUCUUAUACGCACCAAUGUCCGAUGUUGGUAACAUUAUGUACGAUAAGGACGCUAUGUACAUUAAUCUGAGUCAACUGAACUAUACGAACCCCGACACUGGAGAUGUUGUGACUGAGGAACAGGAUGCAGAUGAGGUCAGUGGCAAAAGUAGCAUGCGUAUUGGACUAGGUGGAGAAGGUGUGGAGAUGGUCCAAAGUAUGCAAAAGAUGGACGUUGGUCUUGAUGAAAGGCUAGAGGGUGCAAGUCUGUCACUUUUCAAAAACACUGCUGCGAUUCGUGCAGACGAAGUCGACAGUGGUGGCGAGGAAGAGGAAGAUGACACCGAUGACGAUGGUGACGACGAUGAUGAUGAUGAUAGACAGCCCAAUAUUGGCAAGCCUAAGGAGGCUCUUGUCCGUGACAGUACUGGUCGGAUGCGGCGGCGGGCAGUUUUUGACGAGAGCGAGGAACCGAGUGCAGCCAUGAGCAGUGAUGCCGUUUCUGAUGCUGAAGAUGAUGAUGAUGACAGUGACGAUGAUGGCCAUAGUGACGACGAAGAGGAGAACGAGGUCACGGAAGAGCAGUCCCAGCUGAGGUGGAAGGAGGACAUGGUGUCCCGUGCCGCUGCUAAUUUCCUGGAGCGCGAACAGGCUGAUGUGAACCUUAUGGAGCUUGUAUAUGGAGAUUGCCAAAAGCUGCACAUGACCGAGGAUGAUGUGGAAAACGAGAAGGAGGAAGCCAGGAAUGGCAAAGGCACGGCAGAGGAAGAUGGCGAAGACGAUGGUGACAGCUUUUUUACGCUGAAGCGGAAAUCUGAUGCGUCGGGAGUGUCUUUGUCAGCAUCCAAAAAAUACAAUGCAAUUAAUGCGAUGGAUUGCUCACGUUUGCAUCUGGGCACUGAUGACGGAAACGACUGGACAAUGCCGGAUGUCCUAGAGAACAUUCGUAACCGGUUUGUGACUGGAUCGUGGAAACGUGUUAGCAAAAAACGUAACAACGACGAUGACGAAGAGGAUGUUGAUAAUGUCAAUGCCAACCCAAUGAACGAUGAUGACAUGGACGGCUCGUUCGAAGAUCUGGAGACCGGUGAGGUGCACAAAGGUGCUGAUGGUGUUGAUGAUGGUACCAGCAGCCUCGGGGGGAGCGAUGACGAGGGCAAUGAGGAAGAGACCGAUGAACAGAUUCGCGAGCGUCUUCGUGCGCAAAAGUUAGCAAAGCGAGUAGAGGAUGAUGACGACGACGUGGAAGUGGGCGGUCAAAAGAAGAGCAAGGAUGAUGAAGAUGAAGAGCUGACAGCAGUUAUGGUCGAAGCCAAGCGCCUUCGCGAUGAACAGGCACAGCGCAAUGCUGAAGAGUUUGGCGAAGAAGGUGAGGACAUGCGCCUUCAGCUGGAAGGUUUUCGUAAUGGACUGUAUGUCCGAAUUGAGUUUUCAGGCGUGCCCGCUGAAUUUGUCCGGUAUUACGAUCCAAAGAAUCCGAUCGUUGUGGGUGGUCUGCCCAACAUGGAGGACACCCUAGGGCUCGUCCGUAUGCGUUUUAAGAAACACCGAUGGCACAAGAAGAUUCUGAAGACGAACGAUCCGCUGGUAUUCUCGAUUGGCUGGCGACGGUUUCAGAGUCUACCUUUAUAUUCUAUUGAAGACACGAAUGAGCGCCAUCGUUACUUGAAGUACACACCUGAACACAUGCAUUGUCACGCCACGAUUUUUGGACCCAUGUGCCCUCCCAACACUGGUGUUUUGGCAUUUCAGACAUUGUCGAAUAACGCGGAAGGAUUCCGUGUCAGUGGCACUGGCGUCGUGUUAGAACUGGACCACAAGUUUAAUGUGGUGAAGAAGCUUAAGCUGAUCGGUACACCGAGCAAAAUUCACAAGAACACUGCCUUUAUCAAAGGCAUGUUUAACACAGAGCUAGAAGUGGCCAAGUUUGAGGGCGCCAGUGUUCGUACCGUCAGUGGUGUGCGUGGUCGCAUUAAGAAGGCACUUCGUGGUGAGAAGGGUGACUUUCGUGCCACGUUCGAAGACAAGAUUUUGAAAAGUGAUUUGGUCUUCUGCCGUACGUGGGUGCCCGUUGAUCCGAAACAACUGUAUAAUCCGGUGACGUCUUUGCUUACAAAUGUCAAGAAUUUGAAGAAGAGUACGUUGGGGCUCAUGAAGACCACGUACGAGCUUCGCAAGGAGCAAAAGUUGGCAGUACCUGUCAAUCCGGAUUCACUUUACAAACCUAUCAUGCGUACUGAGCGCAAGUUUUCUGCGGUGAAGGUACCAAAGAAGCUACAGGCUAACUUGCCGUUUGCAAGUAAGCCUAAGGAGGAUAAGAAGAAGGGCGUGAAGAAGGGCUACCUGGCCAGCCGUGCAGUCGUGCUGGAGCCAGAAGAGAAGAAAAAGUAUGGUUUCAUGCUCCGCGUUAACACUGUACGCCGUGACCGUGAGGCCACUCGUAAAGAGCGGCAGAGCCAGCGAAACGCAGAGAACUUGAAGCGCAAACAGCGUGAGGAAAAGCAGUUUGAAGGCGUGCACAAAGCGGAGAAGAAGGCGAAGUAUCGUGCAGAAGGCAAGGAACUUGCGUAUCGUGCAAAAAAGGCAGCAGGUGGUUAG